Messenger RNA from Macrosiphum euphorbiae (potato aphid), 903 nucleotides. The record is from the annotation of a GenBank genome assembly. NCBI's taxonomy places the organism in Eukaryota, Metazoa, Arthropoda, Insecta, Hemiptera, Aphididae.
AUGGAUACUACCAAAUCAGCCAGGAAUGUAUACAGCAUCGACCAAAUUCUCGGAACUACUCAUCCGUCUAAAAUCGAAAAUACGAGUGUUCAUUGCCAAUCGAAAUUGGACGCAUUAUAUGCUGCUAGUGGGACCGAUCAAUCAUUGCAUCGGUCCGACGAACACGAUGACGAUAAACCGCGAAAAGUUCGCCGUAGUAGAACAACAUUCACCACAUAUCAAUUACAUCAAUUAGAAAGAGCUUUCGAAAAAACACAAUAUCCUGAUGUAUUUACCAGAGAAGAACUCGCCUUACGAUUGGAUCUCAGUGAAGCCAGAGUGCAGGUAUGGUUUCAAAACCGUAGAGCUAAAUGGAGAAAACGAGAAAAAUCAAUGGGCAGAGAAUCAAAUCCAUACAUACCUGACCACACGUUGUUCAGAAACGAUUGUUUGCCCGUGGCACCCGCGCUAGGAGGUCCACUGCCGUUCCUCACACCCGAACAGUUCUGGCCGAGCAUCGUGUUCAACCCGGCGGCCGCGUCCGCGUUCCUGCUCGGCCUGCCGUGGCACCAUCAUCACGCCGCCCAGCCGUCGGCCACCGCGGCGGCCGCGUCGUACCAGUCGUCCGUGCACAAGGCGCUGUCCGAGCGGAUCAUCACCGCCAACCAGUGGCCGACCGCCGCGCUGCAGACGUCGUCCUCCGAACCGCACAGCCCAUCGUCCGCGGGCUCGUCCAGCCCCGCCGCGCUGUCGCCCGCUCGCGAGCCGUCGGUGGACGCGGCCACGGUCGCCGCCGCCGCCGCCGCCGAAAACCGUUCGCCCUACCUGAACGACGACGGCGACGAUGACGACGACGACGACGACGACAACGACGAAUCCGGCAGGUGUUCGCCGUCCGUUUUGAUGGAAAACGUUUCCUGUUAG